Marasmius oreades (fairy-ring Marasmius) is the source of this 1696-nucleotide messenger RNA. RefSeq lists its product as uncharacterized. The record is from RefSeq and is a predicted model, not a curated record. The transcript has 8 exons. Gene Ontology annotation, biological process: autophagy of peroxisome; autophagosome assembly; activation of protein kinase activity. Bases 192 to 1631 code for a protein of 479 amino acids. Lineage: Eukaryota; Fungi; Basidiomycota; Agaricomycetes; Agaricales; Marasmiaceae. Gene Ontology annotation, molecular function: molecular adaptor activity; protein kinase activator activity. Gene Ontology annotation, cellular component: Atg1/ULK1 kinase complex; phagophore assembly site.
CUUGCGGAGAGGUGGUUGAUUUAAGGGAACCGGUACGUCACGGCGUACUGAGCGCUUGACGGGAACUUUGGCGCGGCGACGAGUGGCGGACAUCCUGAUCUUCCAGCACUUCAAUCAAGAUUUCGAGCAAUUGAACAUUUGACUUGGUUCUGGGCGCUGUCAGAGGCCGUAAGGCGCUCACUUAGCAAACCAUGGAGGCUGUUUCAUCGGAGGAAACGACUGGAAGACAACCACAUCUAGUAUCACUCGUUCUGCAAUCCAAGAAAGCUCUACAGCAUGGAGAGCAGCUCUGUUCGCAGGCGCAAAGCCUUUCAAACGCGUCAGCACGUGUAGCGGUGGAUGUGCUCACUCUUGACGCCAAAGUACGGUGGAUAUCAGAUUCCGUGCUAGAACAGCUAAAGUUGGUGGCUAGCGUGGCGAAAAUCAUUGAAGAGAAGCGGACAAAGUUAAAGAAGCAAGUGCAGGAAUGGGAGGAGAUACGCAUCAAACGGUGCGACGAACUAGAGGUCAUUCUCGACGACCUUGGUUCCCAGAGGGUACCACCAGAAUUCCACCAAACAUCUGUUGAAUCUUCACUCUUUGGAAGUCACUCAGACGAUGAAGAACCAAAUGGACACGUCGUACUCAGUACCAGUCCCUCUGACACAGUUCUACCAACUUUUCCAGCUAAGCGAAAGGCACAUGACGACCGAAGGAAUUGGAAGACUUUGAGAGACUUUGUCGAUGAUCAAGCCAUAGAGGAAAUUUUUGAAAAGAUGGAAAGUGAACGCACUGCUCUCGAGGACACAAUGAGCAAGACGGAUGAAUAUCCGGAGUCGUUGAAUAACACGCUCACGACCAUUCGAAGCUCCUUACCCGAACUAGGACCUUCACCAUCGAUAGAACAACUGUUCCAUAACCAAGAUUCCGUUACUGUUCCCAUGGCAAGACAUUUAGAAAGCCUUGCAUCACAUUAUGACCAGAUGGCCUCUGCACUUCGUGACAGCGAAGCCGGAGAUGUGUUCAGUGAUGAAGACGUACAGCAAAUGAACCGAGAUACCGAUGAGCUUCCUUCCAUUAUGGCAGAACUCGAGGAGUGUUUAUCUGCUGUUAAUAAUGUCCAUCAAUCUCUAUCGUCGACACGAUCAAUCAAUGAAGGUCACAUUCGCCAGCUUUCCGUCACUUUAGAUGACUUGGACGAGCUGGGAGAAAUUAUGGGAGAAAUGCUGACGGAACAGGAAGCUAUUGAGAGCCAAUGCGAACAGCGACUCACUGAAUUCCAAGUGCAUCUUUCUACAAUAGAACAUCUGCACGAGCGUUACGUGGCCUACCGACUUGCUUUCAGGAAACUUGUGUUGGAAAUAUCGCGUCGUCGUCGGUAUAAGGAAGCUGCGGAGAACAUUGUUCAGGGUAUGAUGUCGCAACUAGAAUCCAUGUCGGAAGAGGAGCGUCUAAUCAGGGAGCACUUCAACAAUGAUUAUGGUGCACACCUACCUGAAGACUUGUGUCUUAGUAUUGGGAACUGGCCCACGAAAUGGACAGUGAUACCGUGUCAGGGAGACAAAGUAGAGACAUUACCUGAAAUUCCACCAGAUCUAGUUGCUGAGGCGGGUGGAGCAUCGCCGUUGGUAGAGGCAGAGUCUAUAACAUAGGACAACAACUUCAUUCCAACUAGAUACAUUUGCUACAUGCUACAUACGUACGUGACAACCAGUGA